UGUGGCAUACACUUCAUUCAAAAAUUGGUAUUCGGUUUCGCGGAGAACUCUUAACGGUUUUCGGAUUUCGAAAGUGCAAAAAGUUUUUUUCGUAAAAUAUUCAUUCAGCCAAGAACCUAAAAAGACUGCGUGUUCUACGGCACGUUCCGUUGGCGGCUAAAAGUGUCAUUAAGUGAUCUUGCCCACUAUGCAUAGACCCCUUGCCCCUCUUUAAAGUCGAGUUCCGGUUCGUGCAUUGCCCAAUUUCAAAGCGUGCGACACGUUUAUUUUAUGCGGUUUCAUCGUGUACUCCAUAUGUGUGCUCUGCGGGGUUCUUGACUUAUGCCUAAUUACCAGUGACGUCGAAGCCUUUUCGAAAAAUGUGUCAGCCACGAAAUUUGUCUGUUCUCUGGUAGUUGUUACGAGAAACUCGAGUGUGACACUGCUAGUUUUGGUUGGCUUCAAGUAAUUACCAACAAAGUGAGCCAAAGGAUACCCCAUUAAAGUCGGCAAAAGGAUACGCGCGCUUGAGGAAAUACCUAUCUUAUAGGGGGUGUCAAUCCAGUCUACCUGUCAUGUGCAAGUGGCCCUAACCAGUAAUCCCCUGGUGCUACUCACAACCCAUCACAAUGUACAACGAACCACAGUCGCAGUCGAGGGACCAUGGCAGCAUGGACUACAAGAAGGUGCGCUUAAAAGGAGAGCCUACCCGAAAAUCACCUAGAUAUAAGACAAGCUGCAUCACCUGCAUCCAAGUCAUAAUACUCACCACACUAAUCAGCUUGGUUGCCUCAAAUCGCCCGCCGCGUUUCGCUAUCGACGGGCAGUCCGAGAUCGUUCUGCGCCUCAAGGAGAGUCCUGAAACGAAAGUGGGAACCCUGAUAUACACGCUAAAGGGCUACGAUCCGGAUAACGAUCCGCUGACCUUUGGCAAGCGCAACUCGCACGACAGCGAGAUCAUCCGGAUAGAGAAUACGGGUGGAAAUGAGGCGAAGGUCUUUUUGGCCAAGGAGCUGGAUCGCGAGCUGCAGGACGAGUAUGCCAUAGUGCUGACACUGACCGACAGUCACUACAGCGAUCACAACUAUGUGACGCAGAGCUUUUUGCUCCUGGUCGAGGACAUUAACGACAAUGUGCCCAGUUUUCUGCCCUAUCAAAAUGCCAUCGAAAUACCGGAGGGCAGUGCUCCUAGUGUGGUCACCACUCUGGAGGCCACGGAUGCGGACGAGGGAGCCUACGGCCAGGUAGUUUAUUACCUGCAAGAACUGGAUGGCGACAACGAUGUGUUCUCCAUAGCCACCCAUCAGGGUAAGGGCAUCUUGAGGCUGCAAAAGGAGCUGGACUACGAGAAGAAGAGUCUGUAUCAGCUGAGGGUUCUGGCCAUCGACCGAGCCAAUCAAGGGCCAGUGAAUACGGGAACGGCUGCCAUUCUGGUCAAGGUAAGGGAUCUGGAGGAUCAGCCACCAGAGUUCGUGGAAGUCCAAGCAGUGGCCCGAAUCGCCGAAGAUGCCCCGGUGGGCACCAAAGUUCUGCGAGUCCGCGCCAUCGACGGAGAUCGUGGAAUCAAUAACCCCAUUGCUUAUGCUCUGGAGGCCAACGAUCUCUUUGACAUAAAUCCGCACACAGGAAUAGUUCAGACGUUAACUAAACUAGAUCGCGAGGAGCAGAGUGAUCAGGUGAAUGGAGCUCACAUACUGCGUAUUUCGGCCACCGAGUUAUCCAAAUCGAAUACCCAAAUGGCACCCACAACAGUUCGCACUGAAGUGACGGUCAUAGUGAGCGAUGUAAACGAUGAGAUACCCACUUUCGGAGAGACCGUGUAUCGUUGUGAGGUAAACGAGAACGCCCAAACGAACACCCCGCUUAAUUUUAUCGAUGAGGAAGUUCAAAACGUGGUCUUUGAUCACGAUGAGGGCAACAAUGGCACCUUUCGCUUGUUCUUGGAUCCGCCCAACGAUCUGUUCGAGAUUGUACCUGAGCUGGCGGUUAAUGAGGCCAACUUUAUGCUGCGGGUGAAGAACUCAAAGUCUUUGGAUUUUGAACAGUUCACCGAAGUCAAUUUUACGAUAUUUGCUAGGGAGGUCGAUGAGCCCAGUCGAUGGAGUUCCGCUCAUGUCCAGAUAUUUAUUCGAGAUCAAAACGACAACUUUCCCGAGUUCACUCAGACGAUCUACAAUGCAAGUGUGUUGGAGAACAGCGAUCAGGACACGAUUAUUACCCAUGUGCAGGCGGUGGAUGUAGAUUCGGGGGAUUUUGGAACAAUGGGAAUACGAUACACAAAUCUAAGAGGCGGCAUUGCUCACUUACUCAAUCUCAACCCAAUAACCGGAGUAAUAACUAUCAAGCAGGCGGGUGGAUCUGCCUUUGACCGUGAGAUAAUUUCCCGGCAUUAUCUCACUGUUGAAGCCAUCGAUAGUGCCGGUCAGGGCAACAGAAAUACGGCCCAAAUAAUAAUAGACAUCCUGGAUGUGAACGACAACGCACCCACAUUUCCACAGCGACAAUACGAAACGAAGUUGCUGGAGAACCAGCCGGAGUUCGAGACUCCUUUGCAGUUGGAGGCCCGGGAUGCGGAUCUGAUUGGCACGGAAAACAGCCAGGUGACCUACGAGAUUGUCGAGGGCAUGUACCGCUCGAACUUCACCAUAGAUCCGCAAAGCGGACUACUGCGACCGGUGCACAGCUUUGAUUUUGAGGAGCUGGUGGAACGGAGCAGUCGCCGAGGUGAUAGUGAUCCUCAGGCGGGAGGAUCUCCAAGCAUUCGAGAGAUCGAUCUACUGGUGCGAGCUCGCGAUUCCGGUAUUCCCAUGCUCUCCACGGUGGUUCCGGUUCUAAUUUACGUGCAGGAUGUGAACGACAAUGCGCCGAUCUUCCAGCGCAGCUUCUACGCGAAAACGGUACCCGAGGAUCUGCCAGGUGGGAGUUCCGUGCUGCAGGUGACGGCCAUAGAUGGCGAUGGAUCCACGCCCAACAAUGCCGUGGUCUAUCGCAUCCAGACGGGUGCCGGCGACAAGUUUAUCAUCAACUCGGAAACGGGCGUUAUUUCGGUGGCACAGGGAGCCAAUCUAGAUCCGGAUCUUACAGACAGCAAGCGAUCGCUUUAUACCCUGUCAGUGAUCGCUCUUGAUGGCGGUUUGGGCAACUCCCAGCUAAUGACCACUUGUACGGUGAACAUUAGCAUUCAGGAUGUGAACAACAAGCCUCCUGUAUUGACCGAAAUGCCCGCAUUGAAAAUUGUAGAGAACACACCUGUGGGCACACUGGUGUAUCGUAUCCAGGCCACGGACUUGGAUCAGAAAGCCAUCCUGCGAUACAAACUGAACCCAGAACACUGCGAGGGUCGCAGUGAGGAGGGGGCCUUGGUGAAAAGUACCGAGUACGACUUCCUGGGCGCCUUUGAGGUGGACCCCAUCGAGGGAUCCCUCAAAGUGGUCAAGCUGUUGGAUCGCGAAAGGGUGGAGCACAUUAAAUUGGCCAUCACAGUGGAGGAUUUGGCAGCAUUCAAGGGCAGGCAGAUUGCUGAAGGUUUCCUUAGCAUUCAAGUGCUGGAUGAGAACGAUAAUAACCCGAAAUUCCGUCUGCCCUUCUACCGGCAAUCGAUCACGGAGAACAGCAUCAACGGAGCAAUGAUUGUGAAUGUCUUGGCCUCAGAUGUGGAUAGGAAUCGCACCAUCACCUAUGCUUUGGAGGGCAAUCCAACCUACCGAUCGCUGAUGCACCUGGACUCACAAACGGGCGAGAUUGUGGUGGCCAGCAAGAUCGAUCACGAGCAGUAUCAGUGGCUCAACUUCAGUGUGCGGGCCACGGACUCCGGCCUGCCAGCGAGAUCCUCUCUGGUGGAUGUGUAUGUAACAGUGCUGGAUGAGAACGACAACAAUCCCUACUUUGUGGGUGGCAGCAAGAACUAUACGAUCAGUGAAAACGCAGCUCCAGGAACAAGGGUUGCUACUUUGCAGGCUGGCGAUGCGGACUCGGGAGACUUUGGCAAGAUCACCUUCUUGAUGGAUCGCAUCAGUUCGCAGGGAAAGUUCACCAUAGAUGCGGACACGGGCGUGCUAACGGUGGCCGAUCGCCUGGACAGGGAAUCCAAGGACUCCUACAACCUGGUUAUCGAGGCCUGGGAUAACUAUCAGUUUGGUUUCCUGGCCGGAGAAAGUCGAAAUGCCUUCAAACAGGUCUUCAUUUCCAUACUGGAUGAAAACGAUAAUCCGCCGGAAGUGAGUCUGCCUAAUAGUUGUGUCCUUAUCACGGAGUACCACGAGUUGCAUGAACGAGUGGCGAAUAUAGUGGGCAAAGAUGCAGAUGACCCAACUACGCCAAACGGUAGACUGGAUUUUGCCAUCACCCAAGGCAACAAAGAUGGUAUGUUUGAGCUGCGGCAGCUAGACGCUUGGAAUGCCCAAAUCUUCGCCAGCAAGAGUCUUCGAAAUAGGUUUGGAAACUAUAGCCUAACUAUAACCACCCAGGACAUGGGCCUUCCAGCGAAUAUUGUACACAGCACUCUGGACAUUUGUGUAUCGGAUUUCAAUGAUCAUGCUCCGGUUUUUGUAAGGCCACUUCAUAACACAACCGUUCGGAUACCGGAGAACGCCACUGUUGGAACUCUGAUACUGCAGGCUUAUGCCAGCGAUGCCGACAUGGGUCAGAACGCUCUAGUGAGAUAUCGCCUCAAACCCGAUUCCUUUGGCAGUUACAAGAUGUUUGAGGUGAACCCUAAUACAGGAGAGCUCUUUCUGAGGGAGCCACUGAACCGUGAAAAGCAAAAGAUUCAUGAGAUCCGUAUUGAAGCCUACGAUCAGGGUUUGCCCACUUCGCUGAGCUCGGACUUGGACCUUACCAUCUAUGUGCGGAAUGUAAACGAUUACGAGCCGCAAUUCAUAGUCAACGAAAUAUCCGUGACCUUCACGGAGCACUCAGAUCCAGGGGCCGAAAGGAUUAAGCUACCCGACACCAUAGACAAGGAUCAAUUGGAACUGGACGAUCCGAACGAGACGCCCAGUCAGGUGUGCUACUUUAUUGUGAACGGAAAUGAGGCGGGAUAUUUUCGACUGGACCCUGAGACCCACAUACUGACUGUCGAUCGCGAACUAGAUCGCGAAGUGGUGGCCAACUUUACGCUUUAUGUGAGGGCCACGGAGAACUGUGGGAACGAUUCUUUAUCCGGCGGCGAAAAACGUCGUCGCUUGGGUAUCGAGAUCAACAAUAGAGUGGGUGGCUUUCUGCACAAUCAACAGACUGGUUACGAUCGUUUUAAACACUCCCGACAAUUGAGAUCGGCGGAGAGCAAUGAGUACGAACCGGAGGAUGGAGAGAUGGUAUCGUAUGAGACCUAUGACAGCAGUCAGGAGAAUCACUCUGGAGGAUCAGCUCCUUCCAAACCGGAAUUAGAUAGCACUGUGGUGAAAGUCAAGGUGCGAGUAUUGGAUAUCAAUGAUAAUCCGCCGCGAUUCCGUUCCAAAAUCUUCACUGGUGGAAUCACGACGAAUGCUGACUUUGGUUUGAAAUUCAUGCGCGUUGAAGCCACCGAUGCAGAUGAAGGGGCAAAUGGCAAGAUUGGAUACUUCCAAAUGGGUGAAAUCCGCCAGACUCUGUCCGAAGGAUUGGAGAAUGUGCGCAAGGCUCCGUUCCUUAUCGAUCAGGAAACUGGAGAUGUCCAGCUCAACUUUGACCCCCAGAAGGGUAUGAAAGGGUAUUUCGAUUUCGUGGUCUUGGCCAACGACACAUCGGGCAUGAGGGAUGUGGCCCAUGUGUUCAUCUACUUGUUAAGAGAGGACCAGAAGGUGCGCAUUGUGUUCCGACUGCAGCCAGAUGAACUGCGAUCUCGAGUGGACUCUUUUAGAGACACCCUGGGAAACAUCACAGAAUCUAUUGUCAACAUAGAUGAGAUUAAGGUUCAUGAGAACCAGGACGGUUCGGUGGACAAAACAAAGACGGAUCUGUACAUGCAUCUAGUCGAGCGCGAGGACAACUCCAUCUACGAGGUAUCCGAAGUGCUCAAGCUGAUCGACUCGCACAUCGAAAGCCUGGACGGGCUAUUUAAGGAGCUCAAUGUACUGGACACUCAGGCGGCGGAGGCACAGCUCCUGACCGCAGGACCCACCCGAGGUCCUUUGUUUGUCUGGCUGGUCUUCACCAACCUAUUCCUGGCCACGUUGUUGGUGGUCACUAUCGCACUUUGUGCCUCCCAAAGGAACGGAUACCGCAGGCAGCUGAGAGCCGCCAAAGUCAAUAUAUUCCGUGGCAACUCUUCAAUGUCCCUGCAACACGCGCAGGAGCCCGCCACUCGUGUGCCGAAUACAAACAAGCACAGCGUCCAAGGAUCAAACCCCAUUUGGCUUAAGGGCUACGACAACGAGUGGUUCAAAUCAGAAGAAACUGGCAGCAUUGGAGGCCACGACUCGCUGGAUGAUAACUUCCUGGCAGUGGCCACGCAGGACAUGCACGAAACCCUAAAGGGCACCGCCAAACUUUUCAACAACAGCAACGAUCUGAAUCGACACUUUAACCUGUAUAACCAAAUCGACAAGCUGACAAACAAUGCUCAAAUCCUGGCCAGGAAACUGGAGACCACGGAAUUAUAGCACCAACAGUCCACAUUAUUUAUUGUACUUAGAUUAGGCUUAGGUUAAGAGUAAGAUCAUCCCGUAGGACCCAUGUAUAUAUAUCGAAGUGUUUGAAGCUCAAAAACAGUUUUAGUCCUGUUAUGUCCUACUACUUGCGAAUUCGUACAAAUUAAGGAAAUAAAUACAACUAUAUCAGAUAAAUCAAUACUUCAUUUUACAUUUAGGAAGUUUUUUUAAUUGUAUAUUUCAUUAGAUAAACCUAUUUACUCGAGCU
This is a messenger RNA of Drosophila elegans, 6816 nucleotides long. Its product is annotated as cadherin-23. Gene Ontology annotation, molecular function: calcium ion binding. The record is from RefSeq and is a predicted model, not a curated record. The transcript has 13 exons. Gene Ontology annotation, biological process: homophilic cell-cell adhesion. Gene Ontology annotation, cellular component: plasma membrane. Lineage: Eukaryota; Metazoa; Arthropoda; Insecta; Diptera; Drosophilidae. Bases 609 to 6560 code for a protein of 1983 amino acids.